This is a messenger RNA of Amoebophrya sp. A120, 3301 nucleotides long. The record is from the annotation of a GenBank genome assembly. Lineage: Eukaryota; Dinophyceae; Syndiniales; Amoebophryaceae.
AGCUUGCCAGGUUCUCCCGGGACCCCGUACUAUUGACUAUAGAUUUGUGCAGCACUUUUCACAGGAGCAUAAUAGCUAGAACUAUCACAACUAGCCGCACCAGAAGUAGCACCAAUGAUCCAGCUGCCAUAGUGGUGAGGUGGCUUGCUGAAAUUUGAGAGAGUAGCUUCGCGCAGCAGGGUAGUAGUUUGUGUAUGUGACUGUGUGUGAGUAGUUGUUGAAGCAGUUGAUCUUGAUUCAUUUUUUUGUCGUCGCGAUUUCUUCCGCUGAACCUGAAGUAUCUUCCGUCCAUUGUUUGAGGCAGGCAUUGCUUGCAAGAUGAUUCAGAAACGCGACUUGUUUCUGUGUCUCUUUGCGCCGCUGGGUUUUUUCGCGAAAAGAACUCUUGCAGAGUCCUCUAGCGGGGUGGAGCCACUCCAGAUUCAUGGCUUCAAUGCGGAGUUGGACGGAUUACCCGACAUUGCUCCUUUCGCAGAUCGCAUUUUUGAAGAUUACCGAUGGGCAAUGGAUCUGCCGGACGCUACGCUGAAACCGAUAAUCAGGCUCAUGGAAAACAACAUCCAAGUACUAGCAGCUCAAGAAUCUUACAACUCUGGAAAAUCUGGAUGGAGCGAUUUCGUCGUCAAUGGGGAAGCGAUUCACACAAGGUUGAGCGGAUUUGUGAAAUUUUUUAACCAAAAACUGGAAGCAUUGUCGAACAAGUUGACGGAUGAGGAGAGAGAAAUCGUUAAGCAUCCUCUGGACGAGGACGAGGUGGACGGCCUCAAGCCCAACUCGCUUCCCCCUGCCGUGGGACUCGAGUCGAAAAGGGUGGAAGUGUCAGAAAAAGUGGCAAAAUUUCUGGUUGAAUUGGAUGAUCAACUGGUCGAAGAAAAGUACGCAUUAUUGCGAGAAGAUGUAAACAAUUGGAUGACGCAGGCACGGUACGAACAGCAGACGAGGAGGCAGGCCGAUUCCUCACCCCGGAUUCAUGGCUUCAAUGCGGAGCUCGAUGGAUUACCCGACAUUGCUUUCGCAGAUCGCAUUAUUGGAGUUCACCUCAAUUAUUAUUAUACAAUAAUUCAGCCGAUCGAUACUCUGGAAAUGAUAAAACAACGCAUGGAAAACAGCAUCGAAAUGGCUCGAUCUUACAUCAACUCUGAAGAAUCUGAAUGGCGCAAAUUGGUCGACGAGGGGGAAGCGAUUCACGAGAGGUUGAGCGAAUUUGUGGUUUUUUUUCGCGAAAUGCUGAAGACAUUCUCGGAAGGGUUGACGAAAAAAGAGACAGAAGUUGUUGACUAUUUUCUGGACGGCUUCAUGACUCCUCCCGAGGACCUCGAAUCGAGAAAAGUGGCUCUGUCCGAAAAAGUGGCAAAAUUUCUGGCACAGUUGGAUGCGCAACUGGUCGAAAAUCGCUACGCAACAUUGCGAACAAAUGUAAACGACUGGCUGACGAGGGCGUACGUGAUGUACGAGCAGCAGGAGAGUCAGAUCGUUUCCUCACCCAUGAAGACAGAGGGCAGGUCAGAAAUGCCCGACGUUAAACGAGAGCGAGCGGGGCAGAGCAAGACAACCGCAAGCGGGAGGCUUUCGUGGGUGUCUCAACAAGUGUUGCGACCUGGUCGACGACUUGUUUCUUCUUUUUUUCCGCAACGGCGGUCGUCCUUUUUACAAGAAGAACGAGAGCAGGAGCCCAUCCUGGAAGAACACGCCAGUGCGGAUGAACAACCGCCACGCAUGCCCGGGACGGCCGUACAGCCUGCUGAUGUGCAGGGGGAUGAAGGUGAAAUCAAUGAGCAGAUGAGAGGAAGAACGGAAAAACAAGAACCGAUGCAGAAAGAGCGGCAUUUACUGCCGGCAGAAGUGUCAUCAAAAUCUGGGUGCCUGGGAGAUCAGCAAACCGACUCGCCGUCUUGCACUCGGCAAAUAGAUGAAGCCGCAUCUUCUGACUUCAGCCUGAAGAUGAUCAUGAACGGGUACGAGUACUACCUCGGCGGAGCAGCAGAUGCGUUGUCGGGCAUCAAGAGGCAUCUGGACUGGGCGGCUGUCUUUUUCUGCUUCCUGCUACUUGCCGUUGUCGCGACGCUGGCAUCCGUCGUCCUGUCUUACCUUCUCAAAUGGCGCAAGACGGACGUGAAAUCGCCAGCGGAGCAGAAGUCCAGGCCCGUCGUGGUCAGCAACAAAUGCGCUUGCGGUCGGGAUGCAGUGACGAGCGCCGAAAGUUCUAGAACUGAAAAUCAGAAGGAGCAGGGGUCUAGAAGCAGUGCGAACCGCAAUCUGCAGCUUGCGCUGGAGACGCGCGCCGUCGUAUACAACGCGGAAAAGCGCGCCGAGUUUUUAUCAUGUUGAAGAGUGCCCUAGCCCGUGCCCGCCCAGAAGGUUGGGAUGGUCUUCCUGUGGCUUUGAACGAAACGCAACAGUAGACUCCUUACAAAUAUCAAUAUGUUUGUAUCACCUCCAUAUACACUUACAUUUCGUCCAACCUGGGGUAAAUUAACAUUCCAUGCAACAAAACGAAAACCUGCUGUCUAUGUCUUGCAUUGCGGUUGUCCUCCUGCAGUAGAGUCGGUGCUUAUGGUCAUCUUCGUCAUAUCGAAGCCAUAGGACUGGCUUGGUUUCUGAUUCUGAUACAAAUCGCGUCGCGUUCCCCUUAGGCGGAACAAAAAUUCUCCAUGAUGAUGUGGAAAGUCUGUUGGUUUACAAAGUCCUUGGCGUUCGCGGUUUGGAGCACUUUUCCUUUGCAGAGUUUUCCUCCUCAGCCUCCGAGAGCGAGGAAUGCCAAAGCAGGCGUCCGAUGUUGCACUAUCCCGAAUCACUCGCUGGCGAAUGCGACGAAAAAUUGCGGAAGAAAUCGCACUCCGGACGAGAUUGAGUGGCAGGAAUAAGGGUUGGGUUUGGUUCAUUCGUCUUCUUUUAUUUGCUUUAUGGUGCAUGAAAGGAUUUGUACCCGUGGCGAUAAUUUUCUAAUUCUACCUCGAAGUAUUUACUCUGACUAUAGCCUUUUAUUGUAGCUGCACCAGUACUAGAGCUAGUGUUGGUAACUAAUGGUAUCUGUUUUGUUUUGAGAAAUUACGACCGUUUUUGCAAGUGUUACUACUCGUUUGUUUUUUUUUCUUCAACAUAUUGAUUGUUUAUGCAUAUCUUUGUUUCACCUUCACCAUUUUCGAUUGCUUGAGUCGAUCGAUUUCUCGCUUACUUUGCCUUGUUUUCAGUCAGCUGUGUUGUCCCCCCUCAUUAUAAAAAAGUGCAAAACGUUAACGUAGACAUACUCACUGUACAAACGCAACACCCCAUAGCACGAAUCAUUUCUUUUUUAGUUUCA